ACUAAAUGCGUUGCAAUUUUUUUGUCAUUUUCAAUUUUGUGACCGGGCAUUCAUUAUUGUGGAGGCAAUACUCUUAAUAAAGUAACAUGCAGGUUCCACAUAUGAUAUUGAUACUGGUAGUGUGUGUUGUUUCAGUUCAAUCAAACACUUACCAUCCCCCACCUCGCCAUUUCGUACCACGUGUGCCACCUCCACAUCUUCUUCCUCCUCACCUCCAACAUCUUCUCCCUCCCCAUCUCCAACAAGGGCCACCUCACAAUUCUCUGCCUCCCCAUCUCCAACCAGUAGCGCCUCAUCAUCCUCUUCCUCCUCAUCUUCUUCCUCCCCAUCUACAACAGGUGCCACCUCACCAUCAACUGCCUCCCCAUCUUCAACCAUUACCUCCUCACAAGCUUCUCCCUCCUCAUCUACAACAAUUACCUCUUCAUCACCCUCUUCCUCCCCACCUCCAACCAGUUCCACCUCACCAUGACCAACCCUUACCGCCUCACCAGUAUCUGCGACACCCACAACCCGUCAAAGCUCCACAGCCUGUAGGUCGAUGUGUUCCACCAAGAGAUGAAACCGUUACAAAAUUGAGUGAUGUCCAGCUAGUCGGAAAAUAUCCUGCUACCGAUAUUUCAAGAUAUUUGCGAAAGUCCAGUAGACAUUUCAACAGACACGUGUCACAAGCAAGACGAACAGCUUCAUGUCACUGUAAUCGACACAAAGCCAAGUCUUCUCAUGGUUCAUAUGGUGCACCACCACCUCCUCCCCAACACACGUCUACACAAUGGAUUGAUACCUGUCCUGCUGUUCAAAAUCUAUUCUUUUUCCCCAAAUCCACUGAAUUCCACGGACAUCAUUGUUGGAUCUUACGACCAUGGGUUAGACAAUCAGGUGGAUGUCCAUUCGUUGGUUGUCAACAAAGGAGUUGUCUUGGAGUGACAGCUGUAUCAGAACAUGUCUUCCCCGGAAUAAAGGCUUGCAGGCAAACUAAUUUCAAGACCAUGGUUUAUUAUAUUUGGUGUCCAAAACUUGGUCAGUUAAUUCGUCAAUAUAAACGUCUACCACAAUGCUGUUCCUGUAUGGUUCUGAGAUGUUAGACAAAGUACUAUCAGUAUUAAUAAAGAGAAUUGUCGUAAUGG
Molecule: messenger RNA, 1127 nt
Organism: Mytilus trossulus (common blue mussel)
Lineage: Eukaryota; Metazoa; Mollusca; Bivalvia; Mytilida; Mytilidae
Exons: 5
Coding region: 87-1085 (332 amino acids)
Source: RefSeq, a predicted model, not a curated record